AUGGCUUGCUUGAAUACCUGUCAGCAGGCCAUUGGCGACAAGCUGACUGAAUACCGACCUCUCAGAACACAGAGAUACGCCACUGUAAAUGUGCUUAUAAUUACAUGGAAGGACCAUGACUUUGGAGUCGACUUUGACAGGGAAGUUGCGGAAGUCAAGGACAUGUUUAGCCAGACUUUCAACUAUGCCAUUUGGCCUUUCAGAAUACCAUCUCAGGAUCCCGAACUUUCCCUCAAUGUAUGUGUCGCUCAGUUCAUCAAGAACUUUGGUGGAGCAGACGACCUCCUCAUCAUCUUCUAUAGUGGACACGGCGGAGGAGAGAGUGGCACAGAGGCAAGAAGUCCUUGUACUUGGGCAGCAAAGAUAUGCGGCGGUCCAACGCUCGAUUGGUCCAACAUCCAGCCCCAACUGUUUCUCUCUCUGGGUGAUGUGGCCAUUAUUCUCGACUGUUGCUAUGCGGGACAAGCUGUACGACCUCACACCUCUCGUAAGAUCGAGUUCUUGGCCGCCACCGACAAGGACAACUGGGUACCAACGGGAUUGAAGAAAUGGCCGUCUUUCACCAAAGUUCUCUUGCGAGAGAUGAAGUUUGCAAUGUCGAGCGAAGGGCAUGUAACACUUGCCGCCCUCCAGAGUCGCAUGGUAAUCGCGGAAGCUGGUUUGAAGCGACAACCGUUCCUAGUCUCUCUGGCUGGAGCUGCGUCAGAGGGCCCAAUCAGGUUGACAAGACUGACCACUGGGGACAAGGCCUCAGAGUCUCUCCCUCAAACUAUCUCGCAAUCUAUCAACUCCAUGUAUCUUCGGCUAUGUCUCUUCGAUCCUCUAGACAGAGCAAUGCUACCAAGCCUGCUUCGCUGGCUUACCCGGGACUCACCAGCAUCCGUCGAAGAUAUACAGCUUAUUGACCGGGUUGAGAGAACCGAAGCCUCACCAUUCCUCUCCCAAGAAGGGCGGACUGAAGCUCAGAGGCUACUCGAUGAGCUCAAGCUUGCUGUUUUCGCCUCAGGUGACGCACUUUCAGUAAGGUCUAGAACAUCUCAUGCUGUUCUAGAAGGACUCAGGACAGCCUCUUCCAAACUAGUAGACUUUCUGGGAGAUUCACUUGCGGCAAUGGACAGGUGCACGCUGAGUAGUUUGGAUGACAGCGAUUCUACUGCUCUUGAAGACAUCCGGAGCAAAAUUGCCAUGCGCUUAACUCUACUUGACGACGAAAAGGUGCUGGGGAACUCAACUCGGGUGAGCUUUAGCGACACAGCAAGCCUAAACCAGCGGAUAAGACAUGGUACACAGGCCGGCCGUGACGUGCUGGUUGAGUAUAUCUACUAUCUUGACGAAGACCCCGAGGCCUGCAGUCGUAUGUCAUAUCAAAUCAGGCGCAUUAUAGCGCUUCUUGCUGAAUCCAAAAGCCCGGCAUUCGGCUGCUUCGAUAUCUCCGGCUUCACUCACGAGACGCUCUGCGGACCUCGGUUUGGACUCGUUCAUCUUAUCGAUGAGAGGUUCGGGGGCCGAAGGUGCAUAUCUCUUGCAGAGUUGAUUGGGCAGGCCAAAUACGUUCCUUUGAAUCAUCGAAUACGGCUGGCUCAAAUCAUCUGCGAAGCUAUCCUACAUCUUCACUCGAUUGGGUGGUAUCACAAGAACAUUAAGAAUGAGAACAUCAUUCUAUUUGAUGCACCAGAGAGUGAUAGAGGCAAUUCCUUGGCAGAUAGUUGGGACUUUGAGAACCCGUUCCUGAUCGGGUUUGACUGCUCUCGUCCGGCAGAUGCAGAAACAAGAAACACAGUAGAUUUCACGACGCAAAACAAUAUUUAUAGGCACCCGGAGCGAUGGGGGAGAUCGGCACGCUUCGAAAAACAUCACGACAUAUAUGCACUGGGAAUCCUCCUAAUAGAGAUAGGGGCUUGGCUAAAGAUCCCUACACUGGACACGAAGCGGAACGACUUUGCGCAUAUUGGCGACCCCGAGAUGCUUCGCAGCUUAUUUCUCAAAGUUGCAUCUUCCAAACUCGCGCAUGCAGCAGGCACGCGGUAUGCCGAAACAGUUAAAGUCUGUAUAGAGAAUAGACCAUGGAAGACACUCGAAGAUUGGGAAUCACAAAAGGUGGUGCGAGAGAGGGUUCUUUGUCCACUCAGGGAAUGUGCUGCUGCAAGUGGUUAA
Molecule: messenger RNA, 2154 nt
Organism: Fusarium mangiferae
Lineage: Eukaryota; Fungi; Ascomycota; Sordariomycetes; Hypocreales; Nectriaceae
Exons: 4
Coding region: 1-2154 (717 amino acids)
Biological process (GO): protein phosphorylation
Molecular function (GO): protein kinase activity; ATP binding
Source: RefSeq, a predicted model, not a curated record